Messenger RNA from Coccinella septempunctata (seven-spotted ladybird), 7599 nucleotides. RefSeq names its product histone-lysine N-methyltransferase, H3 lysine-79 specific (gene gpp). Gene Ontology annotation, cellular component: nucleus. The transcript is spliced from 7 exons. Bases 578 to 5023 code for a protein of 1481 amino acids. NCBI's taxonomy places the organism in Eukaryota, Metazoa, Arthropoda, Insecta, Coleoptera, Coccinellidae. The record is from RefSeq and is a predicted model, not a curated record. Gene Ontology annotation, molecular function: histone H3K79 methyltransferase activity. Gene Ontology annotation, biological process: DNA repair; DNA damage checkpoint signaling; regulation of transcription regulatory region DNA binding.
CUCCUCAUCAAAAAUUUCUUGGACUAGGAUAUGAAUUGCUUUCAUACAGUGACAACUCAUUAAAUAAUAUUUAAGUAGUUAAUCGUAUUCCUAUCAUAUAUUUAUUUAGCGGCUAUUCUCUAUCGUUCCGACCGUUCGUCACCUCAUAUCAAGUACGAAGUUGAAUGGACUCAACUUUGGUCUGUGCACCACCUCCAGUCCUCCGUUUAGUGAAGUCUCCCGCCGUAAUCGAAAAUUUUCUUUUUCCAUUUUUGUAGAUGUCAAAAGAAGAGUGUACGUGAGGAAAGUAGUUUUGAUAAUCUUAUAUGGAUGAACCUGUAAAAUCACAAUAGGGUACAAUCGUAGAGGACAAAACUUGAUUCGAAAUUUUCGAAUGCGAUGGUGGUAGAACUGUUUGUUAUUUGAGCAUGCGCAGAUUAUACGUAAAGGCACGGUAUGUUGAGAUAGGGAGAUGGCGUGUGUAAUUUUCUAAUUUUUAAUUAUCAGUUUUUUUCCGCGGAAUGUGUCUUCAGUUCUUAUAAUUAUGCAAGUAGGUGUUAGCUUUACGAGAAGUUUUCUUUGUAGUUGAUUUUAAGUGAUGUGUACCCUUACCCUCACGUUGCAUUCUCCCGCGGGUGCUGAACCUGUUUCAUACACUUGGCCUUUGACUUCAGGACGAGGAAAUGAUAAACAUGAUGGUGCACUUGAAAUUGUUGAAACGAUACGUUGGGUAUGUGAGGAUUUGCCACAACUUAAACUGCCAUUGGAAAAUAAUAUACUAUGUGACUAUGAUACAAGAGACUAUGAAAGUAUGAAAAAUUUAUGUGAUCGCUUCAAUAAAGCAAUUGAUAGCCUGGUUGCCUUGGAGAAGGGUACAUCACUGCCAGCUCAAAGACUUACGUAUCCUUCCCGGGGGCUCUUGCGCCAUAUUCUCCAGCAAACUUACAAUGCUGCCGUCACAGAUCCAGAAAAACUUAACCAAUAUGAACCCUUCUCACCUGAGGUUUAUGGUGAAACUUCUUAUGAUUUAGUUUGCCAAAUGAUCGAUCAAAUCGAGAUAACUCCAGAUGAUGUGUUCAUUGACUUGGGUUCUGGAGUUGGUCAAGUUGUUCUACAGAUGGCAGCUGCUACCCCUUGCAAGAUUUGCUUUGGGGUUGAAAGAGCGGAAGUUCCUAGCCGCUAUGCUGAUUCCAUGAAUAAGAACUUCAGGGCCUGGAUGAGGUGGUACGGAAAGAAGUAUGGAGAAUAUAAACUGAUAAGGGGUGAUUUCCUGACCGAAGAGCACCGUGAGAAAAUAAAUCAAGCCAGCAUUGUGUUCGUUAAUAAUUUUGCCUUUGGUCCUACUGUCGAUCAUCAGCUCAAAGAGAGAUUUGCAGACUUGAAAGAUGGCGCUCGUAUAGUAUCUUCGAAGAGUUUCUGCCCUUUGAAUUUCCGGAUAACAGACAGAAAUUUGAGCGAUAUCGGUACAAUAAUGCAUGUGUCAGAGAUGACACCUAUGAAGGGUUCUGUAUCAUGGACAGGAAAGCCAGUUUCUUAUUAUUUACAUGUUAUCGAUAGAACCAAAUUAGAGCGGUAUUUCCAACGUCUCAAGAAGCCCCAGUUGAAGAAUGGUGAAGAUGAAAAUUCGAAUAGUAGAAGUUCAACUAGAGAUCGUUCAAGAAGGGAUUUAUCCAAACCAUUGCCCCCAGAGUCAUCGUCCGAUUCUGAUUUUGACGAUCAAGACAGCAGUUAUGGACCAACUACACGUAAAGCUUGGUCGGAUUACUGUUCCAAUAAAGGGAAGAGCAGCCAGUCUGAAGAUGAUAGCAAGAGCCAAACCAAAAGGCAACCUAAAAAGUUGAGGAGGAAGGCAUCAAGAACCAAUAAUAGCAAAACUUUGCAAGAAAAACAGAAUGUUCAACAGAAGGCUGUAUCGAAACCCCGCCGCGGAAGGAUGAAGAAAGCCAAAACCAAGAAAGCCCUGAAAAUCAAUGGUUUGGAUCUUCUUCAUAGCCAAACUCUUCUCAGUACGUCUCCUCAAGCAAUAGGUAAAAAGCCUCCUCCUGCUCCUGGUUGUGUGGAUCAACAACUGACCGCCCUGAGCACAGAAUUGGUGCAUAAUGAAUUGGAUAUUCCUCCAGAACCAGAGAAUACUCCUUACAGCCUCCAAAUUCUGCUGGAUAUGUUCAGAGAUCAAUAUGCUUCUAUGAUAAAUCAGAUGAAACAGCCCAGUUACAAGAAAUCUAUUGAAGUUAACAUAAAACAGGAGAAAGACAUCAAUCAGAAGUUACAAAAUAGGGCUGCACAGUUGGAGAAGCAAAUAAAAGUUUUGAUCGAUGACAGUGUUGCGUUGCUGAAGGCUAGGAUGAAUGAGUUGGGUAUAAACGCCAGUUCUCCAGUGGAUCUCCUGGCGAAAGCUAAGGAAAUAGUGUGUCGUCACAAAGAACUACAAGCUAAAGCCAGUAAACUGCAGGUGCAGGUUGCGAAUUUGGAACAGGAGCAGAGUAACCACGUCGUUCAAAGGCAACAAGAAAUUGUGAAGAAAUAUUCAGGACAAGAGGGAGUCGCCCACGAUUUAUCUCCGAACGCUGCUCACGAAUACAUCCUGCGAGAAAUAUCUGCCACCUUGGCUCAUCGGAAGAAGUUGCACAACCAGGUGUCCAAACUGGAGGGUGAUAUUGUUAACCUGGAGAAAUCUGCGGAGGACAGGAAGCAAGCUCAAAUAAUGGCAGCCAGACAACAGCCGCUACCGUUGAAAGUAUCUAGAAAAUCACGGGAUUACAGGGCGCGUUCUCAAGAUUGGCCGGAGGUUCCGGAUAUUGCCAAGAUCGAAGAGCAAAAUCCGGAAAUAUUGGCGCAGAAGAUCCUGGAAACUGGUCGCAAGAUCGAAGCCAGCAAAAUGUCCUCGAAUAAAGUGGUUCAUAUCGCGAACAACGGCCGUUCCUCGUCGUUCAACAACAGGGGCGUACUAAGGAGUAACAUGCCGGCCCCAGCUCACACGUCUAAACGACUGAAAACGUCCCACAACUCCGGCACAACGUCGUCUUCGAGCAACAAUAAGCCGCAUUACAAGAACAAUGAACCCCUGAAGAUUCAGAACUUCGAGGAUCGCUUGAAGAGCAUCAUCACUUCCGUUCUGAACGAAGACCAGCAAACGAGGACGAAGGCACAGCCGCAACAACCGUCGAUGAAUCAUCAAACGCAACAAAAUUAUUCAUCUCCCUUAUUCCCGCCUCAGACGAACUACCCGCCACACACUUACAACGGGUACACGAACGUUUGCGUGCCCAAACAGGAAGAUGCUGGUAAAUAUAACGGCGCGAAAGCUCCCAUGCGACCCCCCAGCGACGAUCAUCGCACUUAUUCCCGUCAAGACGGGGGGAUGAUGGAGGAGGCUCCGAAAAAUUCCCCGCAAAUUGCGAGAUCGGCGAGUGGAGAACAGCCGGAUUACACGCAGGUGUCCCCAGCUAAGUUAGCCUUGAGACGUCACCUAUCCCAGGAAAAAUUGCAAGCUCAACACCAAUCUUUCGUUCAGCCGGAUGGUAUCAUGGCCACUAGGACGAUCGGGGAUUUGAUGUCUGGCGAAAUCGAGCGAACGUUGGAGAUUUCCAAUCAGUCUAUCAUAAACGCGGCCGUCGAUAUGAGCGACAUCCAAGGAACGACCACGUUGACUUCCAGGUCCGUCGUGAAUGUCAAUUUACCCCCUCGGCCCGAAAGGGUGAACGUGAAGGCGCAUAACAACGAGCUGAGUCAGACCAAAGAAUCAGAGCCUAUGAGACAGGUGUACAGUCCUAUUUCGAGGCCUUCAUCAACUGAGGGGUUGGAGGGUAUAGGUUACGCUUACAACAAAGUCAAUACGCAUAACAUGCAGAAUUACAGUGCUUCACAGCCGGCAACGUCCCCCAGACCAGUGCAAUAUUCGCCAAGGACGACAGUGUUAUACCCUCCACCGAACCAAUCGAGACCGAACUCAGCCUCUUACCCCGCAGAUUAUACACCGUCAACUAGGAUGGAGAUGAAACCGUAUCAAGAACCUUACAUGAACGACGUGAAGCCGCACCUCAAUUUGGACAACGAAAAUACGUUCGUAGCCGAAGGUUUGGCAGCCAGCCUGCAGGCCAGAGUGUUGAACGGUUCGCAGAUCAAAGAAGAAACCGACAUGUAUGACCGAAGGUCCUACAACACCCCUUCUGUACCUCUGUAUCAGGAAAACGUUAAGAGCGAGGGUACCACGAAUGACUGUCAGUAUAAACGAGAGUCUCCCCUCAUUCAGAACCCAGUGAGAAGUGUCCCCAAAAGGACCGAGUAUAAUGAACCUCAGGUCAUCAAAGAAACCGUGCACGAAGCUCAUCCUAAUACUUCUGCCCCCACAGAGCCGACGUCGGAUAGAACAAGGAAAUGCCCUGAUGAAGCGGAUGUUGAAAUAGAAGAAGAGGCCGAAGAAUCGAAAUGGCAAGAUCGAAUAAGCUCCGGUUUCGAUCGUCUGGUGGCGUUCGCGUCAACGGAGCUGGACAAGCGAAGGCGAUCAACUGAAGGUAACGAUAGUUGUAACACAUCUCCAGACUCUGGUAUUGGACACAGUGGUGAUCUCACAACUGUCGUACAGCCAGCGCCAACUAAACAAGUAAUAAAAAUGAAUACUAAUCCAAAGCCAACCCUGUUCAAAAUGCCAAUAAGCAAAGCAUAUCAUUUAGAGAGUCCACCGAUCGGUGACAAUAAUUCGGAAGAAAUCGGACCCCCGAGAACCCCUUCACCCUCGUCUCCUCCGAAUGUACCCAUAUCGUACAGUCCUGACCAAAGUUACGUAGCGGAGAACAACGUGACCCGUUUGAAUCCGGCUCUGUUGAAAUAUCAACGUCACACCGAGGACAGGAAGCACAGGCACGAUCAGCAUUACAAGAAGAAGUUUUACUAUAGGGAACAGUGGAGACACGACUGGCAGCGAAAUUCUGAACCGGUCAGGGAUAAAUUCCGUCCAAAAGGUAAAGAUUGGGACUGGAAUAGAGACCAGAAUAACUACCACCUGGAAGAUUGGCAAAACGAUUCGUACUCAUGGCGUCAUUAAUCAAUUUCUCGCCAUUCAAAGAAGCACUGGAACGAAAUAGACAGGGGAUUACUGUAAAAAUUCGCUUGUAUUUUUCCAAUUCUCCCCGCCACCACGCUUAAAGUGUUCAUGGUAAGGUACAAAGGUUCAAUUUCAAAUCCUGUGUGAAACUGUUGAAUAUUGGGAUACUGAAAUACCAGUCGAGCUUUUUCACUUGAAUUUUUUAAGCUUCACACCAAUUAUUGGUAAUUUUACAGGAAAGCUCCUACACAAGGUUAUCGUAGAAUUCAGCAAUGCAAACCUAAGCUAUGGCAAAACAUCUCCCUACAUUCUCUAAAUUAUCAGAGUAGUUAGAUCCGGAUGGGUUACGCAUACCGUUUCCUUUUUCCCUCUCUCCAGGUGUAGUGUUUUCCUGUACAAUUAUCAUAGGAGUCUUGGUGCUCUGGUGUCUGUUAUGUGAUAAAAAAUCAUUAUUGUUACUCAUAAUUUGUCUUAUAGGAUCGAAGUUGACAUUGUUUUUUCUUUGUUUGUGGUCUCCGGAAGUAACGAAACCUUUUCUGACAUAAUGUACCACACUGUUGUCAUAUAUUUUAUUUAUAAUUUAUUUUACCAUGGAAUUUAUUGAAGUUUUGAGUGCUUUUGCAUGAUCGUUAUUUAUUUAUUUAUGAAGUUAUUUCAUUUUCAAGAAGACCUCAGUGCUCUAGUUAUAUUGUUUGUAACCCUGAAUACAUUUCAGUAUCUCCCUCUCUUAUUGUAAGAUUUCUCAUUGUUUUUUUUUCUUUUCGAUUUUCCAAGUUUCACACAUGACCUUGAAGUUUGUUUUAUACAGUUCAGGUUUGGACUAGUGAUGUAGCUAAAAGCAUGGAAUCCAACUGUAAUGGGCAUAUUCCAAAUUUCUUCCUUGAUAUUUUUGUUAAAUUUCAUCAUGUGGCAAUAUGCUUCAACACUAUAGUUGAGGGAAGAGGUUGAGUAAAGCAAUACCUAAAAUCAUGUUAGCCCAGAAUUUAUCCAAAAAUGUCUUGGAUUCCGGCCUUAGAAGCUUUUUCUUCUGGAAAGGAAGCUUUUGUAGGUUUGGAGUGAAUUUAGAAAAUUUACUUUCAAGGGGGAAUGUCCCUUGAAGUUAUUUAUUAUUUGAAUAGAAAACCGCGUCAUUUCCUACUUACUCUUAACAAAUUUCUUUCAAUAUUCUAUUCAAUUUUUGAGUGAGCUACUCCCUGUAAAAUGUGUAUAUAAAAAACAUAUGAACCGUGUCUUGAAUAGGCUUCUCUGUUUCUAAUCAAUGACAAUGAUUUAGAAAUAAGUUCAGUUAGGGCUAUAUUAACUUAACAUUUGUAAAUUUUGAAGAUAGUUUUUUCUAAUUCAGAAUCAUUGUAUAGUAAUUCGAAUUAAUGAUUUGCCAAAUGUUUUCUGUCGAUUAUGCAAUAAUUUUUGACAAUUCCAAUCCAAAGUUAAAACUGAUAUGUUCGGAUACUAAACACUGCCCCCUCAUGGAAUCUCAUUGUAUGCUUUUAACUUAUUUUAAUUUUAUAGGAAAAUAUUUAUCUUUACUGCUGUAACAAAAAUAUUUAGUUUUAACAUUUAGUGUAAAUAUGAACUUCUUUCUUCAGUACAAGUAAUUUACAAUGCGAAGAUGUUAAAAUUAGAAAAUUUAUUGAACUUUUUAUAAUUUAUAUAAUUGGCAUCAGAGUUUAUACUUUCAAUUCAACCUGUACUCUUUUUGUCAGGUAUGGUUUUAUCUAUUUAUCCUUCUUUGGGUCCAACUUUGAAUUUCCCUGUCAUUAAUUAUUGCUUGACAUUAUUCACAAUUUCUAAUAUUCAAAACAGAGUGAUAUAAUGAAAUUUUUAUACAAGAGAGAAAUGUACAUAAAGGCUGUCUAGAUCAUUCUUUUAGUGAUUAUUAUUUCUAAUUUUCGAAUCCUCUGUAUUGAAGAUAGAAAAUGUGCACAGUUUCUGGAGGUAUUCAAACAUUUGCAUCUAAUAAAGAUGUUGAAUCAGUGAUUUUUUAUAGCCCUUUUAAUCCAUUUCACACAAUUUUUUUCUAUUAUUAUUUUCCUUGUGCUGAAAUUUUUUUAUUUGUUCCUUUUUAUUAUAACAACUCAUGUGCAAAAAGUUGCAACACUGUUUUCAGUUGAACUUAUAAUUCAGACUUUGAUGUGGGUGGAAGUAAGUUCCCAUCAUUUAGAAAAUGAUAUUGUAAGACAUGAACUUUAGUGAAAUUUGGUAGGUAACUGAUGGGCCACUUUUUUAAGUGAAAUUCUAUGCUUAAAAUUGGGGUUGAAAAAUUGAGUGAUAAUAUUGUACAAUAUUUUAUUUUAGUAUCUUCCAACGUUUAAUUAUUAUUAUUAUUAUCUUUGAUAGUACAAUCGGGGUAAACCAAAGUAUUCAUAAUAUUUUCGACUGCUAAAUUUCAGAAAAUUUGAGGCUGGAAUCACUUACAUUGUGUAGUACAUCCACUGUUUAGGUAUAUUUAUAAUUAAGUAUAGACUUGUUAGAUUGUGAAUACUAAUUUUUGAUGUGGAUGAAAUUGAGAAUGAUCUAAUCGAAAUCUAAUAUAAGUAUACAGAUACUGCCAAUACUUGAUUAAAAACUUACAUGUA